Sturnus vulgaris (Common starling) is the source of this 2733-nucleotide messenger RNA. Lineage: Eukaryota; Metazoa; Chordata; Aves; Passeriformes; Sturnidae. The record is from RefSeq and is a predicted model, not a curated record.
CUUCUUGGUUCCCUAGGGCAGAGGAUGAUCCAUAAAUUUCUCUCUCCCUUGUUUCUCAGACACUCACAGACCAAUGUCCUUUUGCCAAUAUUCAGGGGCUGUAUUUUUGCUCUGGGACUUUCUGACUUUUCAGCAGACCAAGGAUCAUUUUCCAAGGAAAUCUCUGCUGUUGUGCCAUUACUGAGCUCAGGACAAGGGAAGAACAAAUUUUUAGCACUUAGCACAUUAAAUGUUCUUGAUGUACAACAACAUGCUCCUGCUGUUCUUCCUGUCUCUGAAGUUUGCUUAUUUUUGUUUCAGCCUCAGAGGAUUCUGUGAGGGUAUUUCACACAUAAAAAUCAAGAUACCAAGAUGACAAACCCAGCAGGUUGUGGCACAGGGGUGAAGCAGAAUUGACUGCCCCAGGGGAUUUUUUCCAUGUGCCCAACAAAAAUAAUUGCAUCAUUUGGAACUGCUGCUUUAACAAUGGAAAACUGACUUUCUGUAUCCAGAGGUGCAGGAUUGUCCUGGUCAGGCUGUGAGAUGUUACACUCUGUAUUUGUCUGUGGAGGCUGUUACUGGGAUUCCAGCAGGGAUUGAGCCUCAUGUGUUUGGAAACCCAGAAUGGGUUGGGGCAGGUUUUCACUCAGGGAGCCUCCCAAUUUAUUCCUUUGCAGAUUUUCUCUGCUACAUUAAAUGAAGAAGAGAGGCCUUGCUCUUAUCAAGUUACGUGGAAGCAAAUUACUGUUAUUUAUCAUCUUAUCACAAUUAGGUUUUGCAUUAUUUUUUUCCUUUUCUUAGAUAAUUUAUGUUUCUGUCCUCUGUACCUUACUCAGUUGCUCAUCACUGCUUGUUUUAGCCAGCAAGAACCCUGUGAAAACAAAAGGUACUGGCUUAAUUUCCCUUUCCAGCAAUCCUCCUCCCCCUCAGCUUGAGGAUAAUAGAAAUCCAUGGAGCUUUUCCUUUUCUUGUGAUUUGCAGUGUUUGUACAGCCACUUCCCUAUGCCUGCCACAGCCAAAAUUUCAUUAGUGCAACUGGGAUAAGAUUCAGCUCCAGUUUUGACUCAAGGCUGUUUACAACUUCUUGUUUACCAGUUAUGAACCAAGACUGUUCCAGAGACCAUUACUGAAGAGAUUAGAGGCUGCUGCUUCACAACACAGUGUCAGAGAAAGAGAGAAAACACAAAAUGUGUAUCCAAAAUAAUGAUUUUUCCUCCUGCUUUUAGUGUGAUAAGGGACAAUCCUGUCAUGGAAUGACCAAGAACUUCUGCCUCAGAUCAUCAGAGUGCCCUCGAAAAGCCAAAUUCCAGCAGGUGCUGAAUGAUAACGGGACAUACAAGUUCCUUUACUGGGAAGGAAAUGUCUCCUACGUGGACUUCUACCUCCACCAGCCUUCGGUGGCUGCUGUCUUCAUCACCUCCUACCUCCUCAUCUUCCUCCUCUGCAUGGUGGGCAACGUGGGGGUUUGUUUCAUCAUCCUGUGGAGCAAGCACAUGCGCACGGUCACCAACCUGUUCAUCCUGAACCUGGCCGUCAGUGACUUGCUGGUGGGGCUCUUCUGCAUGCCCACCACCCUCCUGGACAGCAUCAUUGCAGGAUGGCCCUUUGGGAGCCUGGUGUGCAAGAUGAGCGGGAUGGUCCAAGGAAUCUCUGUUUCUGCCUCUGUCUUCACUCUGGUUGCUAUUGCCGUGGACAGGUUCCGGUGCAUCGUGCAUCCAUUCAAGCCAAAGCUGACUGUCCCCACGGCCGUGGCCAUCAUCGUGGCCAUCUGGCUCCUGGCCGUGGCCAUCAUGUGUCCCUCGGCAGUGCUGCUGCAGGUGCAGGAGGAGAAGCAUUUCCGGGUGCUCCUGGGCUCGGGCAAUGCCACCCGCCCGGUGUUCUGGUGCCGGGAGGAGUGGCCUGACCCAGGAAUGAGGAGGAUCUACACCACGGUUCUCUUUGCCAACAUCUACCUGGCUCCCCUGUCACUCAUCGUGGUCAUGUACGCCAGGAUCAGCAUUUCCCUCUCCCACACAGCCACGCCUGGGCCGGGGAAGCGCAGCCAGGAGCAGAGGCACAGCGUGUGGAAGAGGAAACAAAGAGCCAUCAAAAUGCUCAUCCUUGUGACUCUGCUUUUCAGCCUGUCCUGGCUUCCCCUGUGGACCCUGAUGCUGCUCUCGGAUUACGCCAGCCUUUCUGACCUGCAGCUGCAGCUCAUCAACAUCUACAUUUAUCCCUGUGCUCACUGGCUGGCCUUCUCCAACAGCAGCAUCAACCCCAUCAUCUACGGCUUCUGCAACGAAAACUUCCGCCGUGGCUUCCAGGCUGUCUUCCAGCUCCAGCUCUGCUCCAGGGCGGGCUGUUCCCAGCCAGGCACAAGCAAUUCCAUCCUGCCAGCUGCCCACUGCCAGACAGCCCGGGAUCCAGCUCCUCAGCCAGCUCCAGAGGAGGGCAUGCUAGCUAGGAAAGGAAAGGGGGUGAAUAACCAGGAGGAUUUGAUCAUGGAGCAUCUUAAAGAGCCCUGCAACCAUGGGAUCAAGUGAAACAUGCUGUGACUCUUGCAGUCUCUCAGAGCAGCUGAAAAAGGGUUGCUUGAACCGUAUUUGUGGUCACAUUUCAGCCUGUCAAUACUGCAGACACAUCCUGGAACCCACCAGUCUCUGGAUUUUCUUGUGGUUGUGCUUCUUCCCAGACAUUGUGAACACCAGCUGGGUCCUGCUCAAAUGACAGAAUUAAACAUUUUCCAUCACGUUCCAUUUAUUCCCCUCUGUUGUU